Molecule: messenger RNA, 989 nt
Organism: Paramecium octaurelia
Lineage: Eukaryota; Ciliophora; Oligohymenophorea; Peniculida; Parameciidae
Source: the annotation of a GenBank genome assembly
CAUGUACAGAACAACUAAUUCAUCCUAUGGAAGUGGCGUUGUCACAAGAAAUAAAGAGCAGAUGAGUUAAAAGACAUAGGAUGUAGAUCCCAUACGGAUUGGGAUUGAAAAUAUCGGCAAUACUUGUUACAUGUAUGCAAGAACAAUAAGCAUCCUAGAAACUCAAUGUUGCAAUGUUUAUUCAAUACUCCUGCCAUUAGUACAGCUAUGAAGUAGUACAAAGACAAUAAAAACAGCACUGAGUUGUUUAAACUAUUUUAUAAAAUAUGGUUUAGCAUUUAAGCAGGAAUAGAACCUGAACAUAAUGACAUAAUCCAAUUUAAAAAAUUGAUGAAUCAGCACAGAGAAUUUGAUAAUUUUAAUCAAUAAGAUUGCAUUGAAUUCUUCCAUGUUUUUUUGGACAUUGUAAAUACAGGUUUUCUCACAUAACCCUUCUUUGGUUAAUUGACCUAUUAAAUAAGUUGCUAAAAUUGUAAUAACUCUAGCAAAUAAAGUGAACAAUUUAUCAAUUUAUCCAUCUACAUCGAGUAAUCAUGUAGACUGAGUCAAUUACUCUCUGAAUAUUUCAAACCAGAAUAAUUAAACUCUUAAGAGAAAUGCAAAAAAUGUCAAAAGACAAGUCCCUUAAUAAGACGAUCAAACUUGAGUGCUGCUCCUUUAGUGUUAGUAAUUUAGUUAAAAAGAUAUGAUUCAAGGCAAGCUAGAUCGAACAAUGCUAUUGAGAUAGAAUAAAGUCUUAUUCUUAAAGGAUUUUGUGAUUAAAGUCCUUAGUACAAAUUGUAUGCACUUAUCAAUCAUCAAGGAUACAGUAUUUAUAGUGGACACUAUACAUGGUAAAUUAUUUAAAUAAACAUCUUAGUUUGAUUAAGGGAAAAGACUGCUGGUAUAAUUUUAAUGAUUAAAGGGUUUCGGAAUACUCAAAUAAAGUUGUAGAUGAUGAAUUAUAAAAAUCGUAGAACUCUUAUGUAUUAUUUUAUCAGAGACAAUGA